AUGAGUUGGGGGUGGCGAAAGAUUUUGUCCAUCCGUCACAUCAUUCGGCCUCACAUAUGGUCUUCUAUUAAGAGUGGGGCUCAAACUAAUGUAUGGAGUGACAUGUGGUGUUCGCUAAGUCCCCUGAGCUCGUUUAUCACGCCAAGGGCAAUUGCUAAAGCUGGCUUUUCUUUACGGUCUACGGUUGCGGAUAUGGUUGAUCAGAAUGGUAAUUGGAGAUGGCCUCAGGCGUGGCUAGAUCUUUUUCCGGUGUUAAUUACAACAUCGGUUCCUUUUCUGGUGCCUAAUGCUAUGGAUAGAUUGGUUUGGAAAAACUUGGAGGGAAAGACAUGUGAUUUUCGCUCAGCAGUUGUUUGGGAUACAAUUCGGAAACGUGAAAAUCAGGUGUUAUGGGCUGAUAUGGUUUGGUAUUCUCAAUGCAUUCCGCGACAUUCAUUUCACUUAUGGUUGGCAUUUAGAAACAAACUAAAAACGCAGGAUAGAUUGGCAGUGUGGGAAGCGGGUAGUCACACCAAAUGGAACCUGAUGUGUUGUCCGUUGUGUAAUUUUGAUCGCGAUAGUCGGGACCAUUUAUUUUUCAGGUGUGCCUUUGCGGCUCAAGUCUGGAACGAGGUGAAAAAAUUGGUUAGUUUGGGCAAUGUUGACGAUUCGUGGUACUCGGUUGUAUCUUGGGUGGAGCAACAUGCUAAAUCCAAGAAUGUGGAUCACAUUGUGUGCAAGUUAUUGAUAGCGGCUUCUUCUUAUUAUAUAUGGCAAGAGAGAAACAACAGGCUUUUCAAGAAUAUCAAGAGGACGGUAGAUCAAGUGGCUGAGGUGAUUAAGAAUACGGUUCGUCUGCGGCUCAUGGGCUUCAGAUUUCGGGUGGCGUCUACGAAGGAGAGAAUACUCAAGACUUGGAAGAUCGAAGAUAUAGAUACGGAUCCGGGCUAG
Helianthus annuus (common sunflower) is the source of this 930-nucleotide messenger RNA. RefSeq lists its product as uncharacterized. The transcript has a single exon. Bases 1 to 930 code for a protein of 309 amino acids. Lineage: Eukaryota; Viridiplantae; Streptophyta; Magnoliopsida; Asterales; Asteraceae. The record is from RefSeq and is a predicted model, not a curated record.